Molecule: messenger RNA, 474 nt
Organism: Raphanus sativus (radish)
Lineage: Eukaryota; Viridiplantae; Streptophyta; Magnoliopsida; Brassicales; Brassicaceae
Product: NAC domain-containing protein 96-like
Exons: 1
Coding region: 1-474 (157 amino acids)
Biological process (GO): regulation of DNA-templated transcription
Molecular function (GO): DNA binding
Source: RefSeq, a predicted model, not a curated record
AUGGCAGAGGUUAGAUGUCGCAUCUCAGACGAAGAUAUGGUAGAGGGUUUUCUGAGACCAAAGGUGAACGGGGCAGCAACAGCAAACCCGAGAUACAUCGUAGACAACAUGGAGGAGGAUGUGUACAAACGAGAGCCGUGGCUGCUUCCGCAACCAGCAGAUCCGAUCCUAAACCCUAACGAGUGGUUGUACUUGGGGAAACGGGAUUGGAAAUAUCUGUCGGCAGAAGGAGUUGAUUGUGAGGGAUCGUGGAUGCCCGUCGAAGGUCGUAGCCGGAUCCUGUCUGAGGAUUCGGGUGAAUUAAUUGGGGGAAGCAUGAGAUUCAGAUAUUGCUUCAGGAACAAGAACGAUAAAUCAACUCCUAUGGACUGGAGCAAUUGGUUCAUGCGAGAGUAUCGUCUCUGUGACAAAUUCGGCAACGCCAUCAAAACACGUCAUGUUCUCUGCAAGAUUACUUGUUACCCCCACCUUUGA